Molecule: messenger RNA, 336 nt
Organism: Parascedosporium putredinis
Lineage: Eukaryota; Fungi; Ascomycota; Sordariomycetes; Microascales; Microascaceae
Source: the annotation of a GenBank genome assembly
AUGCCUUCGAAAACGGACUUUAGCAUACUCAAAUUCAUCUCACAUAAGCGGAGAGGAAACGACGAGAGCAACAACGACGACGACCUUAUCCCUUUCAACUCCGUCUCCCCCUCAAAAGUCUCAUUCCCUCAUCCAGGCCUCGUCGAAUCAACUCCGGCCGACGCAAACCCCCAAUAUCGGGAGGAGGGCCUCCGUCGAUCCAGCCCCUACCUACGAUGGCAGGCCACUUCGGAGCGUCGCCACUCCCGUCCCGAUGCCGCUUCAUGCAUUCCCGCCUGCCUCGGCUUGGGAAAGGCUUCCAGCAGAAAGGUCCGCGAGGGUCUCUCGGGCUUCUAG